GCUGCUUCGUCUCUACUGCGUCAGAGGUUGGUUUGGUGGCUUGCAGAUAGACCACUCGCUGGCCAAUGAAUAGAUUGAAGAGGCUUCCACAGAAUCAAAGAAACCCAAUUCCACACUUCGUCUCACCCUGCAAGUCCCUUUAACGGCCGAGGGGCCUCGAGAAGACCGGAAACCGAUUUGUACGAAUUCCACGAAGCUUUCAGUGCUUCCCCUUCUGCUCUUUGGCUUUUUCCCCUGCGUGCGCAGUUGUUUGGUCGUGGAUUGGUUUUAGUGCGGCAAGUAGCAUGAGCUGAAGACUGCAAGCGUGUGGUGGAUCGGAUGCGCUUAGUGCUGCAAGUAUGUGAUCGGAGUGGAGCGUAGCUGAAACGAGGAGAGAAAGAGAUGCUUCUUCUGCGACACAGCCGCCAUCGUCUACUCUUCUUCUUCCUCUUCCUCGCGGAUUUGGUGGUCGCUGUACUCGCGGUAGUCUCGGCACGAGCCCCCGAGGACUGCAAGAGAACCUGCGGCUCCUACACGGCCCCGUAUCCCUUCGGAUUCUCCGUCGGAUGUCCAAUCCGUCUCGAGUGUUUCAACCCCUCGAAAUCCUCCGUCCGAAUCGGAGAAUUCACAGUGCGGAACAUCACGGACGACAGCCUCCUGGUCGACGUCCCCCCGGCGUGCAACCGCUCCAUCGACGCAGUCAAGAGCCUGUUCGGCCACAACUACGCCUUGACCGAGAGGAACGGCCUGUUUCUCAGCAACUGUACGCCCGUGGCUAACAAGAGCUUGUCGGAGAGGUGCGCCGUCAACACCAUCCUGUUCGACGGCAGCUGCGGGCCUCGAUAUGACAACGCUACCUGCUUCUACAACGCCACCAGGGAAGGUUUCUUCGACGAGGACAGCGUCGCAGCCUCUGGCUGCAGCUUCUUCUUCACGUCCAUCGGGUACGACGACGUGGGCGGUGCGUCGGUGCCGUCGCUGAACCUCCGCACCGCGGAGCUGGCGUGGUGGCUCAACGGAACGUGCCGGUGCUCCGCCAACGCGAGUUGCACGGCGGUUAUGGCUCCGGUGACCCAUAUGCCGGGCUUCCGGUGCCGCUGCUCGGAGGGAUUCCAAGGCGACGGAUUCAUCGGCGGCCAAGGCUGUCGAAAAGUGUCCAAAUUCAAUCAAAGAUGCAAUCCUACGAGGUACAUGACAGGGGACUGCGGUGGAUCUACCAGCAGAUAUGGUGUUCUUGUUGGAGGCAUCAUCGCCGGAGCUUCUGCAAUGGCGGCCUUGGUUCUCGUUUGUUGCUUCAUCAAACGCCACUCUUCUUCGAUGAGAAAGCGGAAGAGCAUGAGACGGCUGCUAUGCGAAGCAUCGUGCACCGUUCCCCUCUAUUCCUACAAAGACAUCGAGAAGGCCACCAAUGGCUUCUCGGAGGACCAGAUACUGGGCACCGGCGCUUACGGAACAGUAUACGCCGGCAAGUUCAGCAACCACCGGCUGGUGGCCGUCAAGAAGAUCAAGAACCGCGACCACGACAGCAUCGAACAGGUCAUCAACGAGAUCAGGCUCCUCUCCUCGGUGAGCCACCCCAACCUGGUCCGUCUCCUCGGGUGCUGCGUAGAGCAAGGAGAGCAGAUCCUCGUGUACGAGUACAUGCCCCAUGGCACGCUGGCUCAGCACCUGCAGAGGGAGCGAGGGCCUGCGCUGCCUUGGACCGUCCGCCUCGCCAUUGCCACCGAGACCGCCAAGGCCAUCGCGUACCUUCAUUCGGCGGUUCAUCCUCCGAUAUACCACCGAGAUAUCAAGUCCAGCAACAUACUGCUAGAUUUCAACUACAACUCCAAGGUUGCAGACUUUGGCCUCUCGAGGAUGGGCAUGACGGAGACGUCGCACAUCUCGACGGCGCCGCAGGGGACCCCGGGCUACGUGGAUCCCCAGUACCACCAGAACUUCCAUCUCUCGGACAAGAGCGACGUCUACAGCUUCGGCGUCGUGCUGGUGGAGAUCAUCACCGCGCUGAAGGCCGUGGACUUCAGCAGGGCGCAGAGCGAGGUGAACUUGGCGGCGCUAGCGAUCGAUAAGAUCGGCGGAGGGCGCGUCGAAGAGAUCAUAGACCCGUACCUCGAGCCGCACAGAGAUGCUUGGACGCUGGCUUCCAUUCGCAAGGUGGCUGAACUGGCAUUCAGAUGCCUUGCCUUCCACAGGGACAUGAGGCCCUCCAUGAUAGAGGUAGCAGACGAGCUCGAACAGAUCAAGCUCAGCGGGUGGGCGCCGACGGAUGACGGCAUGUUCUUGUCGACGGCGUCGUCCUUCUGCUCGUCCCCUUCGAGUUGCAACGAGAAGCCGCGCGCGGCAUCGAAGAGCAAGAGGUUGGUGUUGGUGAACAGCAUGAGAGAGGAAGCGGAAGUGGAGUCCCCUGUUUCUGUGCACGACCCAUGGUUCAGUGAGCAGAGCUCUCCUUCCGCAAACAGCUUGUUGGGCAAUGUGAUCCAUUGAUCUGUCCUGCUGUUCCUUCUUCUUGUACUUAAGAAACUUUCCCUUCAAAUGUAAUACAAAAUCAUACAAAAGAGUUGUAGAAGAAAGAGCAGCAACUCUCAGCUCCUCCAUCAGUUCAACCUUGGUUUGUUAGA
Musa acuminata AAA Group (dessert banana) is the source of this 2597-nucleotide messenger RNA. RefSeq names its product wall-associated receptor kinase-like 14. Lineage: Eukaryota; Viridiplantae; Streptophyta; Magnoliopsida; Zingiberales; Musaceae. Gene Ontology annotation, biological process: protein phosphorylation. The record is from RefSeq and is a predicted model, not a curated record. The transcript has 3 exons. Gene Ontology annotation, molecular function: protein kinase activity; ATP binding. Bases 382 to 2463 code for a protein of 693 amino acids.